This is a messenger RNA of Darwinula stevensoni, 1394 nucleotides long. The record is from the annotation of a GenBank genome assembly. NCBI's taxonomy places the organism in Eukaryota, Metazoa, Arthropoda, Ostracoda, Podocopida, Darwinulidae.
UUUUAAUUCCUUUGCUUCAGGUAGUCUGCCUGGUGAUGUUGAGAAGCCAGGAUGGAUCUAUUAGUGAUCAAGGGGAUCAUGAUAGGAACCAUGUUCCUCCUGGCCCUGAUCUUUGGGCUGAUCCCGCUGAAGCUGAUGCGACGGAUCGCAACGCGCGGGUCGCCGACGCAGGGCGACCCGGCCGAAUCUCCCUUGGCCAUUUUCCUGUGCAUGGCCAACUGCUUCUCCGGUGGGGUCUUCCUCACCGUCUGCCUUCUUGAUCUCAUACCCAAGGUGAACAGCGAGGAAGAUUCAUUGCGAGCAACGGGACUCCUCCCAACCUUAUAUCCUUUGGGGAUGUUCAUCAUUGCAUUUGGAGCAAUUCUUCUCCUGAUCUUGGAGCAAAUUGUCACACGCCACCAACGCGAGGGGGAAGAAGAGCCGCUGAUCCAGGGGGAACCCUCACGGCCGCAACCGCAUCAUUCGGGACUCCGUGCCGUGAUCCUCGUUCUCACUCUCAGCCUGCAUUCGAUUUUUGAGGGUAUUGCUGUGGGGAUCCAGCUGAAGGAGAACGAUGCACUGGGGCUCUUCAUCGCCGUCAUCCUUCACAAAAGCAUCAUCGCUUUCAGUCUUGGACUCAGCCUGGCCAAGACACGGCUCCGCUUCUCUGCGAUGCUCUGGGCCAUCGCCCUCUUCUCCCUCAUGAGCCCCCUCGGCAUAGGCAUCGGGAUGUCUGUCGUGGGCUCCGAAUCCGGCACGGCUCUGUCCAUCUCGUCCUACGUACUUCAGGGACUAGCCUGCGGCUCCUUCCUAUAUGUCACCUUCUUCGAGGUCCUCCCCGAGGAGUUUCGGGAAAGGCGGCACGAGUUCCUCAAGUUGUCCAGCUUGUUGGCAGGCUUUGGGGUUGUCUCAUUCCUCCUGAUGCUGGAUCCAGACUUCAAACAGCCUGAGGAUGGCCCUGGGUCUCUGACAUCAUUUGCAUCUCUCCUCUGACAUCAACCGGGUGUGACGUGAUCGAACUCAACCGCACAAUUCGGCUUCAGGCUUGGCAUCUUUAGCAGUGUGAUUGUACAAAACUUGGGAACAAAUGGCAUUUCAUGUCUGGUUGGUUCCCUGUAAGCUGCAUUCCCAGGCCAUGCAUUAACUCAUUACCAUUGUACCGAAUUGAUAUUUGUCAACGUGAAUGUUUCUGGCCAUUUUCCAUGGCAGUAAUAGAAGACAAGUAUGAACAAAUCUGAAACUUUCAUUGAACAGUGCCAAACAAUUACAAUAAUUUAAAAAAUGAGGUUAGACACGCAAUACAUUGUUGAGAAGUUGGUUUGAGCUGGCGUUGUCAUUUCUGAAUUUUUUUUCAAGCUAGUAUCACCCAUGUGAUACUAGCUUGAGCUCAUGCCACUUCUGUUUAGAUUAUGCUG